GAGCUCCAAAAACCCCGCCAAAACUAACAGAAAAUCCCGACUACCUCAACAUAAUUCUCUCUCUAACAGCUCCCUCCCUCUCAAGAAAAAUGGAACCCAAAGACUUCAUGAUCAUCAAAUCAACGGCCAAGAUUCUCCUCCACAUCCUCCUCCUCUCUCUCCUCCACCAAAUCACAACCGCUAAACUCACCGACCAAGAACUUGACUUUGCCCUCUCUUCCCUCCGAUCACACGGCUACACACUUUUCCCCAACGCCAUCGCCACAUCUGAUCUCCGCCUCCAACUCCUCAACCAAUCAAACCACGCGAAGUCGUCAUUCUCAACCUUCACUCUCUUUUCCCCGCCUGACGCCCUCCUCUCCUCUCUUGACCUUGCCUCCGCUGCUUCUCGCUACACCAAAUCCCUCUCCCUCCAUGUGUCACCCUUACGCCUGUCAACUUCAGAUCUAAGAAAGUUGACCGCCUCCUCCGGUGGGGCCUCCGUUGACUCUUUGGUGCCGAAUCACCGUCUCUUGAUCAAUAACUCUCUGGCUCACGUAAACGGUACCGUUGUAGAGUCCGUUUUGGUUAAUCGGGUUCGGGUUUCAGUUCCGGAUCUUUUUCUCUGUCCUUCCAUUGCUGUUCAUGGACUUGACGGCGUUAUUGUUGCUGGAUUCGAAGACAGAGUCGAAGACACGUCGUUUGAGGCUGCGACGUCGUCUCAGAUUGGCGCUAUUUGGUCUCAGGAGCUGAAUUCUCCACUGGAGGGGAGGAGGAAUGGUGACAGGAGAGGGAACAAUCGCCGAGGGCGGAUCCUCAAAGGAGGCACUCGCGGUGAUGUUGUUUCGGAUGGUGCAUUUGCAAGGUUUAAUCACCAUUAAUUUUUUGUUAGUUUCCGUGAUUUUUUUCCUGUUAAGGUCUGUUUGGAUUUUGGAGCGCUAAUGGAUUCUUUACUUGGAUACUUUUGAAAGAAUCCAAACAGAACCUUAAUUUGCUCUGAAUAUUAUUUUUUUGGAUUCAGAGCCUCUUUGGAUGCUGAGAAAUUGGUAGGAUUGUUUUCUUGGCAUGUUUUUCUUAACCAAACAGUUUAUGACCCAGAAUAUUAGUUGCAAAUG
Messenger RNA from Populus euphratica (Euphrates poplar), 1094 nucleotides. Its product is annotated as Fasciclin-like arabinogalactan family protein. The record is from RefSeq and is a predicted model, not a curated record. The transcript has a single exon. NCBI's taxonomy places the organism in Eukaryota, Viridiplantae, Streptophyta, Magnoliopsida, Malpighiales, Salicaceae. The coding region runs from base 90 to 860 and encodes 256 amino acids.